Molecule: messenger RNA, 3196 nt
Organism: Scylla paramamosain (green mud crab)
Lineage: Eukaryota; Metazoa; Arthropoda; Malacostraca; Decapoda; Portunidae
Gene: shrb
Product: charged multivesicular body protein 4c-like
Exons: 5
Coding region: 103-759 (218 amino acids)
Biological process (GO): vesicle budding from membrane; late endosome to vacuole transport via multivesicular body sorting pathway
Cellular component (GO): multivesicular body; ESCRT III complex; cytoplasmic side of plasma membrane
Source: RefSeq, a predicted model, not a curated record
AGAUAACGGUGAAAGUAGCCGGCGAGUUUGUUUGGGUCGUGAUAGCAGCAGGGAGGAAUCGCUCUCUUAUUUAACACCUUUUUCUGCAUUAAUUCCCACAAAAUGAGUAUAUUUGGCAAGAUCUUCGGGGGAGGGAAGAACGAGAAGGCGCCCACCACAGGGGAAGCUAUCCAGAAACUGCGAGACACCGAAGAAAUGUUGGUAAAAAAGCAAGAUUUUUUGGAGAAGAAAAUCCAACAAGAAAUUUCCAUCGCCAAACAGAAUGGAACCAAGAACAAGAGAGUGGCUCUGCAAGCCCUGAAACGUAAGAAGAGGUACGACAAGCAGCUGCAGCAGAUUGAUGGAACCCUAAGCACAAUAGAGAUGCAGCGUGAGGCUCUCGAGUCAGCCAACACCAACACCAAUGUCCUGGAGACCAUGAGCAAUGCAGCCAAGGCUCUCAAGGCAGCACACAAGCACAUGAAUGUGGAUGAGGUGCACGACAUGAUGGACGACAUUGCCGAGCAGCAGGAUGUGGCCAAGGAGAUCUCAGAUGCCAUCUCCAACCCUGUCGGCUUCGGGGAAGACGUAGAUGAGGAUGAUCUUCUUGCUGAGUUGGAAGAACUAGAACAGGAGGAGCUGGACGAGAAGCUACUCAACACUGGGGAGUCAGUGGCAGAGCUUCCUGAGGUGCCCACAGGAAACUUGGCCCGUGUAGAACGGAAGAAGAAGGAGGAGGAGGAUGACGAAAUGGCUGAACUGGCUGCCUGGGCCUCCUAAGAGACUGAAUGUUUGGUUGCUGGCUUCCCUCUCCUCCAGGAGCCAGCAGACUCCCUCACCACCCUUACUACCAAACAUACCUAAUUGGAGAGGCUUAAAAAUGACUUCACCUUAAGCACUUGCAAUGUCCUAAUUUGAGUAAAGGCAAGUUUUCAUAUGUGGUUGCUGCACAGUGGUCCUCCAUGGUCUCUGACUCCCCCAGGCAAGCUUAGCAGCCACCAUGGUUCCUCCUACAACACCUACUGCAAGAGUGAGGCCACUGAGGACUGCUGACAUACCUCUUCCCUGUGAAAGUGUCCAGACUGUUGCUUUGUGUUUUGUCAAGGGAUUGAUGCCGCCUCCAGUGUGCUUGAUGGCUCCUCUAGUAACCUUCCUUUGCCCUCUGUGUCUUCAGGUUUUCUACCACUUAAUUUAGUUUUAUGCUCCUCUUGAUUUCAUACUCAUUAAUGAUUAGUGUUGAAUUCCUUCUUGCAGAGCUGCAUGUGUAUAGUUUAUUUGAUUGUGAGGAUAUGGUUGAGUGAAAGGUUCACUGCUACUACGUUGGUUAUUGGUACAUUUGGUAUGUAUAGCUAUAAAACACAAGUUAUUUAAUGUGCCUUAACAAAAUUACAUACAAGGCAAGCGUCUCCCUUCACUGCAAGUUACACUGCACAUAUUGCUACCAUCCUAUGCAAUACAGUUUUGUUUUCAUAUUAAUUUUCACAAGUAUAAUUAAUUAACUGAAUAUACCUGAACCACAUAAGCACCAGCACAUGUUAUCAGACCUCCAUCCCAACCCUGGCUGGCUUUAUAUAUAUAUAUAUAUAUAUAUAUAUAUAUAUAUAUAUAUAUAUAUAUAUAUAUAUAUAUAUAUAUAUAUAUAUAUAUAUAUAUAUAUAUAUAUAUAUAUAUAUAUAUAUAUAUAUAUAUAUAUAUAUAUAUAUAUAUAUAUAUAUAUAUAUAUAUAUAUAUAUAUAUAUAUAUAUAUAUAUAUAUACUUUUAUUUUUUAGACCAAAAGAUAUGAAUUACAUGAUUAAUUCAGGUUCUGAGAUGUGGCAAUCUCAAGACAAUGGUGACAGUUGUGGUUGUUGGUCACCAAGUGUUUGUGCAGUGGAGCCAAGCUGUGUUGUCACUUCAUGCAGUGUGUUAACUCUCCAUGAGCCUGUAUUAUCUGUUUCCAGCCCACAUAUCAUAAGUGUUUGUUGUAUUUCAUCAAAAGACUUCCGUAAAGUACCUCAAAAUACACUUGUUGUCAUCACAACGCCAGUACAGUGUACCUGCUGCCAGCAGUCAGGUCCUCAUCACCUCAGCUUUGGGUGUUGUGUGUUGACAGUGGCAAGCAGGCGCCUCAGGCUGGCAGACACUUACCAACAGACACAUGUAUGAUUGGUUGCUGUUUCUGUAAUUGUUUAUGUGGGAUGAAGCCGUGACUGGUGAUGUGAGGGCCACUGAUGUACUGUAUACUGUUCUCCCUGUGUAGCAUGUCCCUACCUCCCAGGACCUUCCUUGAGGAGUGGGAGGUGGCUGGGAUGUUGUUUGCUUGGCAUUUACACACUUGCUGUGACCAGUGGGUAUGAAUUUUGUGCAUAGGCCAUUGGAAUAAUUACUGCAAUACUACUAUAGAUAGAAAAGGGGAGAGGAGGAAAGUUGUCCUCAGUGCACAGUCUGCAGGUAGCAGGGCUUUCAUUUUCCGCAUUAUGUUCUUACCUCCUGGGCUUUUACAUCACAGGGCUUGUGAGGCUGUGUGCCAACCCAGCCAGAAUACAGUGUGCAGGACGCUGACCAGUCCAACGUAAGCUGUAGCUGUGUUAGGUAGUUGCUAUACCACUGACACGGAACACCCCGGUCAUUAUUUGUAAGGUUGGCGGUAAUGCACUGGAGGCGAGCUUGUGGCCUCUGAGUGGUUGAUGGGGCUGCUGACCCACACGGGGCAUUCUGUGGACGGCCCAGAGUUUGGCGGUGCAGGCUUCAGAUAUGACGAUUGUGGAGGCUCAUGUUAAUUCCCAGCACCCUUCUAAUGCACAUAGUUGGAGGGUUGAUGGGCUGCAUGCAGGCAGUCAUAACCUCUCAGUUCUCAGAAAUAUGGCCAUUGAACUCAGGACUCAGAGCUUACUUGUCCACAACUAGACUACUAAUAAGGUUGAGUCAAGAAAUUCAUGACCUAAGCUACAGAAAAUAUAAUAUAAAUGCCAUAGAACAUGUUAGUAGCCUGUGUGUCACCACCUGCUGAACAUGGCCAUCCGGUGAGAGCCUGGUGUGUGUCUUAGCUCAGCCAGUCAAGUGGAGGCGAUGAAUUCACCUUGCGCAUACUUAGGAAGAAAAUAUUGGCGCUUGCAUACGUCUAAAGUACUUGUAAUCCUCCAUGUUUACUAAAUAACCAGUGGCUGAUGUAGGAUAAGAAAGUACGAGUUUCAAUAUAUGUAUUUGAUAUGAUUCAAAAUAUAUUAUUUCCACUUA